AUUUGAAUGCCGGGAGGCGGUCAUUGGUGAAUCAAGCUGUCUGCAGUAACGUCAGGAGAUUAGUGAAUCGCAGCUGGAAUGCGAGCUUGAUUCACAAAGGCAAGAGAGGGAGACAAAGCUACCGCGCAGAAGAUACGCACACCGGACUGCCACAUCCCGCACAGCCAUGAAGGGAGAGCAUUUAUUUGCCAACAUGAGAAGUUCUCCAUUCCUCCAGCGGGUUUACCUCCUAGGAGGAGAAGAGCUGGUAGUCCUGCAGUCCACCGUGGGGGAGUCCUCACUGGGAGACAGUUUCCAACAAAUCACCGACUUCAAUGAUCUCCCCAUGUCCCUCUUCGCCUGCAACGUCGACCAAUCAGUAUUUGAAGACCACGAGGGCAAGGAAAUGUUCGAGGCGCUCUUCCUUGCGUACGAUGAGGGUGUGACGUUCCAGCAGUUUAAGAGCUUCCGACGUGUACGGAUCAAUUUCAGUAACCCCAAAGCAGCAGCCAGCGCUAGAAUAGAGCUGCACGAGACACCUUUCAGAGGAAAGAAACUCAAACUCUACUUUGCCCAGGUGCAGAAACCAGCAUCCGAAGGAGACAAUUUGCACCUGGCUCCUCCCCAGCCUUCGAAACAGUUCCUCAUCUCCCCUCCUGGCUCACCUCCAGUCGGCUGGCAACAGAUUGACGAGACCACACCGGUUAUUAACUACGACCUGCUGUAUGCAGUUGCCAAGCUUGGCCCAGGUGAGAAGUUUGAGCUGCAUGCAGGCACGGAGUCUACGCCCAGCGUGGUGGUCCACGUCUGUGACAGUGACACGGAGGAGGAGGAGGAAUCAAAGAUCAACCCUAAACCAAAAAUCAUCCAGACCCGGCGCCCAGACCUGCCAGUCUCACACUGAACUCUACAGCUCCACACAGAGUCAGGAGGAUUUGACCCCUCCACCAUCUCCAUCACAGGAUCUCGGCCACCCUCCUUCAGAACCUUGUUAAACACACAACCAGGGUCUGAGGGACUCUGAUCUGUGUUUCUCGUUCAGCACACACAUGUAUACAAUCCUCAAUGUGCUGUCACAAGUUUUUUUUUUUUUUUUUUUUAUGUUGGCAAUACUCUGUGUUCAAUAUGGCCGCUCUCUGUCCCUCUUUCCCAAUCUGACUCUGUUGUAAUGUCAUCUGAUCACCAGUUAGAGGCAGCAUGUACCUGUCCCUGCUCUCACCUAUGUCUCUGAUUGGCUACUGGACCGUGGCACGUGAUGGUGUCAGAUGUGCCUAUUGGCUAAUAGCUGGCCAUUUGGCUUUGCUCUUGCACAGCAAAUAUGUAUCAUUUGUACCCAGCAAGCCAUUAAUAAUAGUAUGUUCUUCAUAAGGGCAUGCAAGCCACUAAAUGUGGCUAAACACCAGCGCUGCAUGUGGCACCCUUAAAAAGAUAUCUUGCCUAACAAAUUUCUGUCAAAUAAUCCUAGAAUGGCAAACAAUUUACUUGUGCAUAGCAAAAAAGUGCAGACUGCAGGAAUAGUUCCCUUCAGGCCAGUGCAUGUUCUGGUAGCAAAAUAUAUGUUUUUAUUUCCCGCUAUGUAUAAUUGUCUACAUGUCUCGCCGACAGUGUUCUUACAGAAAAACGAUGCUAUUCUGAACAAUAAGCUGAAAUUUUGUUCAUACCAUGCACCUUUCAAUGGAAACUAUGAGUUGCUCCCUCAAUAUGAAUCUUUUUUUGUCGUGCUUGGUCCCCAAUGCCCCUUGUUAGACGGAAACCUUAAAGAACUUUUUUUUCCCCAUUAGCUCCCAUUACAGUUUUGAUGACAUCAAUGGCUAAUCAGAUGUCAUUUAAUGAAGUCUGUAAUAUGCAUGGUUACUCGUUUCUAGAAUUUAUUGUAGUUGUCCAAAACCAUAGAUUUCCUCGUAGUUUGUGAGACUUCGUUCGCACGUCACUUCAUUUCUAAUCAUUUGAAAGAAAUCAUGUAUGAUGCUAUUGAGACAGAUCUUCCAAGUGCUAUUACACAGUGUGUAACAAAAAGCUAUUGUUAUGAGGGUGAUGCCGACCUUUCUUAUCCUAUUCAAUAUCUUUUUGGUGUGCUUAACUCAUUUACGGAUUAUAAAAAAAAAAAAAAAAAAAAACUGAUUUAUGUAUCCAUAGUACAUAACAUGAAGGCAUGCACAAACCA
Molecule: messenger RNA, 2143 nt
Organism: Rhinichthys klamathensis goyatoka
Lineage: Eukaryota; Metazoa; Chordata; Actinopteri; Cypriniformes; Leuciscidae
Gene: rcan2
Product: regulator of calcineurin 2
Exons: 5
Coding region: 167-883 (238 amino acids)
Biological process (GO): calcium-mediated signaling
Cellular component (GO): cytoplasm; nucleus
Molecular function (GO): nucleic acid binding; calcium-dependent protein serine/threonine phosphatase regulator activity
Source: RefSeq, a predicted model, not a curated record